Molecule: messenger RNA, 772 nt
Organism: Cydia amplana
Lineage: Eukaryota; Metazoa; Arthropoda; Insecta; Lepidoptera; Tortricidae
Exons: 4
Coding region: 41-715 (224 amino acids)
Source: RefSeq, a predicted model, not a curated record
UUUUCAUGUUUUCUGUGGGUGCUGAUCAUCGUGCAGCAAGAUGUAUUUGAAAAUAAGUUAUAUUUUACAAUUCUGUUGCUUUUAUUUUAUACGAGUACAUGGAACAAAAGCAAUUGACAUGGACUACUUUUUGAGCUUUCUUCGCAACUCUAACUGCUCUACCAAAGAAGGACUACAAUACUGCAAAGAAACAUGCCGUGGGGUAGCCGUACUGUGUCAUAAGGGGGAGUGUUACUGUCAUCAAAGUGUCGUAGAUACUAUAAGCUCGCCAAAUGUAGUGGCAAGUGUAGCAGAUCUGACGAUAGCGCCGAAAGCACCAAUUCCUCCGAAAAACGAAGUUCAAAUAAAUAUAUCUCCACAAAUGGUCCAAAAAAGCGAUGAAGAUAUACCAGUCCAAAUUUCUCCAUCUCGGAGACAUCAAAUAGCCCACUUCUGCCCUAGUCUUGACGUAGCUAGAAAGUGUAUCAGGAAGUGCAUAGGGCUCGGCAAGGCUGCGUUCUGCGGAAAGGACCACCAAUGUUACUGUGGCCACAAAUAUUCAUCCCACGAUUCACCGGACAAACAAGAUGCAUUGGAAGUCUAUAAGGAGUUCUCAGACAUGUACGCAAAAUACUUUGGAAAUGCUGAACAUGACACGGGAAGUGAUGAGAAUUACGAUGAGUACUUAAAAAAUAAAAAAUUGUCGAAUAAGGUUCAUUCACAAAAUCAGGCUUAAGCAUUUGCAUGUAAUAAAUGUAUAUUCAAAAGUGUUUUCCUGAUUAUAAUAACCUAA